This is a messenger RNA of Drosophila innubila, 2150 nucleotides long. RefSeq names its product neprilysin-1. NCBI's taxonomy places the organism in Eukaryota, Metazoa, Arthropoda, Insecta, Diptera, Drosophilidae. The transcript is spliced from 3 exons. Gene Ontology annotation, cellular component: plasma membrane. Gene Ontology annotation, molecular function: metalloendopeptidase activity. The record is from RefSeq and is a predicted model, not a curated record. Gene Ontology annotation, biological process: protein processing. The coding region runs from base 125 to 2053 and encodes 642 amino acids.
AGAUGUUUCCGCUUCCGUGUGUUUAUGGGCACUUUAUUUCACUCUACUGUUGUCUGGGCCAAUUGCCGUGCAAUCUGGCGUUUACGAGGGUCUCAGCAUUAACACUCCUCUGGCCCAUGAGAUAAUGCGUCAGGCCAAAUCGGCUGGCAUGCGAUCCUAUAUAAACGAGAGCGUGAAUCCCUGUGAUGAAUUUUAUGGUUAUGCAUGUGGUAACUUUGCCAAGAUCAAUCCAGCGCUGGAAACGAUCAGCACGGACUUCUUACGGACUUUAAAUGCUGGCUAUCAACGUCGAGUGCGUCAGUUGCUCAAUAAACCCAAAAUGAGCAAUGACAGUCCGACAGAGACGAGGGUCAAAUAUUUCCAUGAAUCAUGUCUGAAUGCCGAGAAGAAUUUGUGGAAUCAACGCUCUCAACUAAUCGCUUUAUUUAAAGAAUUUGGGGGAUUUCCCGCUCUCGAGGGAAAUGCCUGGAAUGAGUCCAAGUUCGAUGCGAUUGAAAUCAUGGCGCAGCUCUUGAAUCGUUUUGGGAAAGUGACACUGCUGAAUGUGAAGGUUUCUCCGGGACUGGCCAACAGUCAGAUUAAUCGACUUUAUCUGGGACAACUGGAUGAACUAGAGAGCAACAAGGCAGUCGCUUUACACCUGAGCAAUCAGUUGAAGUUGAUGGAAAGAUUGGAGAAGCUCUUGGGUCUCAGUGAGUCUGUUGCUCGCGAAACGGCUGUUGAGAUUACGAAACUAAAUGUGAAACUGGCUGGCGGCAUCAGUGAGCCACAGGAAACACUUCCACCUGGUCAGAUGAAUCGUCUCCGUAUGUUGAAUGAAAUGAGCGACGAUUACGGCCCGACCUUGAAUCUCACGCGAUUUGUACGCAGCUGGUUGAAUCACGAUUAUCAGUUGCCAGUCUUUGAAUAUGGCCAGAGUUAUUUUUGGCAGCUGAAGAAAAUUCUAGCCAACACUCCCAAGCGUGUGCUGGCCAAUUAUAUGCUUUCCUCGCUGCUGCAGGACUUCGAGAUGGUUCCAUGUGGUCAAAGGACUUCUGAGCUGUUUACCGAUUUCGUGGAUCACAUGGUGUAUCGAUCGCUGGAGCAACAGAAUCCCCACAUUCCUGGCAGUUUGCGGCAACUGUGGCAGGAACUGAAAGCGUCCUUUACAGAAAUGCUGCAGAAGACCACUUGGCUGGACGAGAAGACCCUUAACGAGGCUCUGGCCAAGCUAAAGUCCAUGAGUUUCCGUAUACUCGGUGCAGAGUCACAGAACUUUGAGAACUACUACAGCACAUUGAUAAUAAGCACUGAGGAUUACUUUGGGAACGUGCAACGUGCUCUGGAGUUGCGUGGACGACAUUUACGAGAGGAUCUGCAACGUGCCCCCAAUCCUAACCACUACAACGACAUCGAAGUGUCUCCAUUUUAUGCAAUGCAGCUCAAUCGUGUCGUUAUCCCAGCCAGCUACAUGCAACAUCGUUAUUUAUUUGAUGACGCCUAUCCCAUGGCCAUCAAAUAUGGCACUGUGGGAUUUGUACUGGCCCAUGAAAUGGCCCAUGGCUUUGAUGACUUGUCAAGAUUUUUUGACGCCCAGGGCAAUCAGCGGGAUUGGUUUGAACGGAAUGCCACACAGCAGUUUGAGCAACGCAAACAAUGUCUGGUUAAUCAAUUCAGUGAGUUUAUUUAUAAUGACAAUAAACUGCCCAAGAUGCAAUUGCAGUCGGAGAAUAUUGCCGAUAAUGUUGGAGUGCGAAUUGCCCAUGCUGCUUAUCUAAAUUGGCUACGACAACAACCAGAAAGGGAACAGCUAGGAACAGCUUCGAAAACCAACCCGGAGAUAUUGCCCCGAAUAUCACUCACGCCGGAGCAGCUUUUCUUUCUGGCCCUGGGCCAAAUGUCGUGCAUGGAUAUAAGGCGUCAAUGGCGACAGGAACUUGCCGCAAGUGAUGAACAUGCCCCAAAUGAGGUGCGAGUUAAUGCAAUGAUGGUCAACUUUGCUGCAUUCGCCAAGGCCUUUGAGUGUCGUGACGGAGCGAACAUGAAUCCCAUAGAAAAAUGCGUUAUCUACUAAGGCUGCUCAGCUGAUUAGAUGCUCAACUUACGUCCUUAGUUUACGAUCUUGUACUUGAAAUAAAUAUUCAUAUUUGUAUACGUUCCGUUUUCGAUAA